Messenger RNA from Paraglomus brasilianum, 1674 nucleotides. Lineage: Eukaryota; Fungi; Glomeromycota; Glomeromycetes; Paraglomerales; Paraglomeraceae. The record is from the annotation of a GenBank genome assembly.
AUGAGUUUUGUACAGGAAGCUUAUUUUUACCCUAAUACUUCGUUCCCUUCGGACUCUUUACCUGGUGGCAAUUCCCAACGGGAAUCGCUACUGUAUGACGAUUCAAUCAAACUUGAAUGUCCGAUCUGUAAUGAAGCUAUGAUCUCUCUUGCUCAACUUAAUCAACAUUUGGACGACGUUCAUAGCGAAGAAUCUAACGCGAAGAAAGAUAUCAUCUUAAGUUGGUUUAAGAAUGCGCAAAGUACUCUUAUGAAGCCGCUAUCAAAAGCAAAACUAGCAAGUCUGCCUAAUCAAUUAUCUCAAACUGUGACGCAAACCGUGAUCAACAAACUGAGCGAACUAGACGUACUUGACGAAGGUUCUGAACUAGUGACUAGAAGUCAUUGGCAAAGAGAGAGUGAGAACGAUCAGUGCUCACACUCUAACUGUGGGAAAACAGUGAAUUUAAGAAACGGCAAAUAUAAUUGUCGCAAUCGCCAGGCAUCGCAUGAUCCGGUAAAUGGUUAUUGGUCGCGUGUUUGCAAUAACUGCUAUAAAUCUCGAGACGGCUAUUUGGAUGAUCAAGGUGUCGUGUCUUCUCGUACAGAAGAGUUUAAACAGAACCGCGUUCUAUGUACUGAGAAAGCUCAUCUUGAAGGAAACAGGCUCGAGAAACGGCUAGAAAAGCUUGCAAAAGUUUAUGCGACGAAAAUAAAGACGGGUAACUCUGCACAAAGUGGGUUGGCACCACCACUUACUCUAAAACAUCGUCGAAGAGCUUCGGAGCAGUCUAUAGUCAAAUGGGAAGAUGACGCUUCAGUAACUCACUGUCCUUUGUGCAAUUCUCCUUUCGGAAAGAUUACGAACCGUAAGCACCACUGUCGUUUAUGUGGACGCAUUAUCGACGAGAAAUGCUCUUCGAAAGUCUCACUACAUACGAACGAUUAUACAGAAAACGUUGAACACGAUUCUGUUGGCCAAGUACGCGUCUGCAAAGAAUGUCGAAAUGCAGUAUUCAGACGAAGGGAAUACAUUGAGGAAGUCUCCAAAACUCCCCAAGUUGUCAUGUUAUAUCAGAAAUUAACCAAGAUUCGAAGCGCCAUCGAUCAGACAUUACCCAAAUUUCAAGAAAUGCUUGUCAUGUUAAAGAGUCAAGAGAUAGUUAAUCAGACACAUGCAGACUAUCAAGUUGCUGCUCGUACACGCAAAGAGCUCCUAGAAUACUUCACUCAAUUUGAUGCAAUUAACAAGAAAAUAAAUUCACUGGCUACCAAUAGUGAAACUCAACGACGUCUUCAUUCUAAUAUAUAUCUUGCUGCUAAUCAUUUGCCAAGCAUUAAAAUGCAAGGCAAAGCCCACCCCGGCGCGACCGUUGCCGAAGGUCGUACCCUGCCCAAACCCUGCGAAGAGGAGGCCGACUCUACUGGUGAUCUUCUUGCUGUUAUUGCCACACGACGUAAUCGAUCUCUAUCUGUCUCGUCUUCCAAAUCAACUAGAUCUACAAAAUCAACCAAAGGUGAAAAGUUGAGACAGCAGUUGGGUGUACUCGAAGAACAAGAAAAACUUGUUGAAGAAUAUAUCUCCAAGGCAACGAGGAAGAGGAAGAUUGAAGAUGUACAGACAUUGAAGGCAUCGUUGGAUGAAUUGAGACAAGAGAUUGAUAUAAAAAAGCAGCAACUGGUUGAGCUCUCGUAA